This is a messenger RNA of Thyridium curvatum, 2349 nucleotides long. RefSeq lists its product as uncharacterized. NCBI's taxonomy places the organism in Eukaryota, Fungi, Ascomycota, Sordariomycetes, Thyridiales, Thyridiaceae. Gene Ontology annotation, cellular component: cytosol. Bases 1 to 2349 code for a protein of 782 amino acids. Gene Ontology annotation, molecular function: catalase activity; heme binding. The record is from RefSeq and is a predicted model, not a curated record. Gene Ontology annotation, biological process: cellular response to hydrogen peroxide; hydrogen peroxide catabolic process. The transcript has 7 exons.
AUGGCGCCCACUAUGAAGUCGUUCCUGCUUACCCUUCUACCUCUGGCAUCCGCCCAAGGCUGUCCCUUCUCGGGAGCCAAUAAGCGUGAUCUCCUGGUCGCCAGAGCGGAUGAGCCAUCUCUUGAGCGGCUUGCCGAUUCAUUUGGCCAAUGCCCGAUGAUCAGCGACGCUGCAGGCAGGGGCACUCGAAGCCGUGACUGGUGGCCAUGCCAGCUGAGGCUCGAUGUGCUCCGCCAAUUUGCCCCUGAGCAGAACCCUCUCGGCAGUAGCUUCGACUACGCAGCCGCUUUCAGCAAACUGGACUACGAGGCGCUCAAGUCUGAUCUCCGGUCUCUCUUGACAGACUCACAGGCGUGGUGGCCAGCAGAUUUCGGAAACUAUGGCGGGCUGCUAAUUCGCGCCGCCUGGCACAGUGCCGGUACCUACCGUGCUAUCGACGGACGUGGCGGUGGUGGCAUGGGUCAACAACGCUUUGCACCGAUUAACAGCUGGCCCGACAAUGCGAACCUGGAUAAAGCCCGACGUCUGCUGUGGCCCAUCAAGCAGAAGUAUGGCAAGUCUAUUUCAUGGGCUGACUUAAUCCUCUUGUCUGGCAACGUGGCCCUCGAAGUGAUGGGUUUCCCAGUCCUUGGCUUUGGUGCCGGCCGUCCCGACACGUGGCAAGCCGAUGAGAGCACCUUUUGGGGAGCUGAGACGACCUUCUUUCCCCAGGGUAAUGACAUUCGCUAUAACGGGAGCACCGACUUUCUCACGCGAGCAAGCCAUCUACAGGAACCACUCGGGGCCACUCACAUGGGUCUUAUCUAUGUGAACCCCGAAGGCCCCAAUGCAAAUGGAGAUCCCAAGACAUCUGCCCUCGAUAUCCGUAUGGCCUUUGGCCGCAUGGGCAUGAACGACUCUGAGACAGUUGCGUUGAUUGCCGGCGGCCAUGCCUUUGGCAAGACACAUGGCGCCUCUAUCAACAAAAAUGGCCCCGCCCCUGAGGCCGCACCUCUGGAGCAGCAGGACCUCGGAUGGGCAAACAGCUUUGGUACUGGCAACGCUGGCGACACUAUCACCAGUGGACCGGAAGUCGUCUGGUCCAAGACGCCCACGAAAUGGAGCAAUGACUUCCUACUCAGUCUGUUCAAGAACAACUGGACUAUGGUUAAAAGCCCAGCGGGAGCGCAGCAGUUCGAAGCCCUUGAUGGCAAGCUGGAGUAUCCUGAUCCUUUUAACCAAACGUUCCGUCGCCCGACUAUGUUGGUGAGCGAUUUGGCCUUGCGCGAGGAUCCGAUAUACGGUCCAAUCGCAGAGUCCUGGGUUGAAGACUUCAAGGGCCUGACAGAUGCGUUUGCGGCAGCAUGGUACAAGCUUUUGCAUCGUGACAUGGGCCCCAUUGCGCGCUACCUGGGACCAGAGGUGCCCAAGCAGCGGUUCAUUUGGCAAGAUCCCCUCCCUACCGUCUGCUACCCUCCGAUCGAUGAUGCCGAUGUUGCCGCACUGAAGUCAAAAAUACUUGCCUCUGAUGGAAUAACUGUCUCGAAUCUCGUUUCAGUAGCAUGGGGCUCCGCCUCAACUUUCCGCGGCGGCGACAAACGCGGCGGCGCCAACGGUGCCCGCAUUGCUUUGCAACCCCAAGCUUCGUGGGCGGUGAACAAUCCUAAACAGCUCGAGACUGUACUGAAAGCGUUGAAUACUAUCAAAGCCGAAUUCAACAAUGCUCACAAAGGCAGCAAGCAGGUCUCGCUCGCGGACCUCAUUGUCCUUGGCGGGAAUGCAGCCGUCGAGAAAGCUGCUGCCGCUGCCGGGCAGAAGUCGAUCACCGUGCCAUUCACCGUUGGUAGGGUUGACGCCACCCAAGACGACACGGACAUUGAGAGCUUCCAGUACCUGAACCCGCAGGGAGACGGUUUCCGCAACUAUCGAAACACAACAGGCUGGUCUCUGGCACGCACGGAGGAACUGCUGGUCGACAAGGCCCAGCAGCUGACGCUGACGGCUCCCGAGAUGACAGUACUAGUUGGCGGCAUGCGCGCCCUGGCAGCGAAUUUUGACGGCUCGACUCACGGAGUCCUGACAGACCGCCCUGGUGUCCUCACAACCGACUUCUUCACCAACCUGCUCAAUAUCAACACCGUAUGGACCGCCGCAGACUCCGGCAAGGAGUUGUUCAACGGCAAGGAUCGUGCAACUGGCGCGCCAAAAUGGACCGCGACGCGCGCUGAUCUCGUCUUUGGCUCACAUUCCGAGCUGAGGGCCAUUUCUGAGGUCUAUGCCGAGCAGGGAGGACAGGAGCUCUUCGUGUCUCACUUCGUUGCUGCUUGGGCCAAGGUGAUGGAUCUGGACCGUUAUGACGCCAAGAAGUAA